GACAGUGUCAUUGCCAUUUUAAUUUGAAUUUGAUUUCAGUAAACAAAUAUGCAAAAGUACAUAUAAAGUAAAAAAUAAGUGACUAACAAAUAUUAUAUGGAUCAAGUAUAAUAGGGUACAUAUAUCUCAACGAAAGUAAAUGUUUGAACGAAAAUGAAAUCAGUAUUUAUAUGUAUUUUUCAUCAUUCCGUUUGAAAUUUUACUACAAUUAAAUUUGUUAUUUAAAACUUAAGGUGUACAUGUCAAGCUUUUAGCGGCAUUCAGCAAAUUUCAAGUCCAAAUGGAUACCUUGCAAAGCUUUCUUCCUCCUAAUAUGUUUGAAAAAAUCGAAAAGGCGGGAAUAGGAACACUUAAGUUACUCACACUCUCAGUUUUAGAUUUAAAGAAAGUUACAAACUUAACAGCAGAUGAUAUUGCCUAUUUAAAAGAUGCCAUUUCUAAUUACUAUAAACCACCUUGUAUUACAUGUGAUAAGUUAAUUGAACUUCCAAAAUUUAAGAAAAUAUCAACUGGUUGUAACAAUAUUGAUAAUCUAUUAUUUGGUGGUUUUGCUGCUGGUACUAUAACAGAACUAUAUGGUGAAAGUGGAUCUGGUAAAACUCAAAUAGGAUUAACAACAGCAGCAAAUAGUUGGCCCAAUAAAAGUGUAUAUAUCUGCACUGAAGACAUAUUUCCUGUAAAGAGAUUAAAACAAAUUACAGAUUCUUUUUCAAUUGUUAAUGACCAUUGUAAACUUAUAUUUGUGGAACAUCUCACUGAGCCACAUGAACUGUUUUCUUGCAUUAAAGUCAGAUUACCAAAGCUUCUGGAACAAAAUGAACUGUCUGCACUUAUAAUUGAUUCUAUUGCUGCACCUUUUAGAUGUGAGGGUACAAAUUAUAUGAAGCGAGCUGAAGAUUUAAGAGAGAUAGCGGUUAUGUUACUAGCUUUAGCUCAAAAAUAUAACUUUGCUGUUAUUUGCAUAAACCAAGUGACAGCAUCAUUUGAAGGAAGUUUGAAUGUUUUACCAUCUCUUGGAUUGGCUUGGUCUAACUUGGUGACAUAUAGACUAUGGUUGCAGAAACAAUCAGAAGACAUAAGCAAUGCUAUUUUGCUACAAAAAGGUAUUCAAAGUAACAACACUGUCAGAGAGCUCCGUGUAGUCUUUGCACCAGAUUUACACAAUGCAUCCACUGAAUUUAUAAUAACAUCAGAAGGAUUAAGAAGUAUAUAAUAACUUUUAAGUUACUAUUACUAUUUCCAUGUAUAUUAUAAAAGAUGAGAAAUGCUUUCAUAAAUGAAACAUCUGAGACAUAAGGUAACUUUUCAAUAAUAAAACAUCAUAAAUAACCAAUUA
Papilio xuthus (Asian swallowtail) is the source of this 1336-nucleotide messenger RNA. RefSeq names its product DNA repair protein XRCC3. Gene Ontology annotation, biological process: t-circle formation; double-strand break repair via synthesis-dependent strand annealing; telomere maintenance via recombination. Gene Ontology annotation, molecular function: ATP binding; four-way junction DNA binding; ATP-dependent DNA damage sensor activity. NCBI's taxonomy places the organism in Eukaryota, Metazoa, Arthropoda, Insecta, Lepidoptera, Papilionidae. The record is from RefSeq and is a predicted model, not a curated record. Bases 281 to 1213 code for a protein of 310 amino acids. The transcript has a single exon. Gene Ontology annotation, cellular component: replication fork; Rad51C-XRCC3 complex.